Marchantia polymorpha subsp. ruderalis is the source of this 3211-nucleotide messenger RNA. Lineage: Eukaryota; Viridiplantae; Streptophyta; Marchantiopsida; Marchantiales; Marchantiaceae. The record is from the annotation of a GenBank genome assembly.
AGGAGGGCCGUUUCAUUGCUGUGAUGUUUGUCAGUGCAAGUAUUACGACAAUGAUUGGACCUCUGUCUUGAUGUUUGCAUCGAUGUUUUCUGAACAGCAGCCUUGACAUUGCACGUCGACGCUGGUAUGUUCUGGAAUUUUUUUGGAGCAUUGACUUGGUGAGGGUGUACUUCUGCACACAGUUUUCGUGAAAGUGCAGGAUGAGAUUGCAAAGCAAUUUGCCCCCAAUUUUCCAAGCAAGUUAUUCUCGCUUCUGGAAAACUUCCUGACACAGAAUCGAAGGGUCAUAUGUGUACAUAAUUUCGAAUGAAGUCAUGUCGAGGCGUACGAUUUGAUUUCAAAGCUGUGCCAGUUGCCUCGUGUAGGCUGCUUAGAAAUGACUUUCAAAGCGUAAGCACAACUUGGAGAACAUCGACGUACAGGUUGCAUGAUUCCAAGAUGUACAGAGGAUUGAUCCCCUCUGUCAAGUGGGCAUGACUAGAGUAUCGGGAGCAUUGAUAGUUGAGACCUUCGACGGAGAUUACAGAGGCUCUGGAAGGCGGAACAACCACCUAGGGUACAAGGGCUAGAAAUUCAAAAGACUAAUGCGAAUGUAACUGAAAUUCAAUUCUAAUGGCCAAUUCAAAAGCCCAGGAUAACAUUGUACAGCUUUCGAUGCAUGACGACGUUCUGCUGCAACUCUCGUCCAUCAACUCCAACUCCAAUCCUUCAGAUCCGGCUCUGCCUAUUAAAAUUGCGAAGUUGGAAGCCCGUAUGGCCGGUAGGGCGUCGCAGCUGGUCGUACAAUCGGGCCGACAGGAAUCACUUUCAGUUUCGGCCUAUCCAACUUUUGGCCACCAAGUGUUGGUUUCGUCGUCGACGGAUUCUGAGGACGAGGAGUGUGGCGGCUUUCGCCUACAGGCAAAUCCUCGAAAGCGGAAGACAAUGAAGGAAUCGGGUGAUAAUGAUGGAGUACAGUUGGAGGAAGCUGCAGAGGGGAAGCGGUACACUGAACAAUCAUAUGAACAGCAGGACAUUGCUGAUCGAGAAAAUAGUCGAGGGAAGAAACGAGGUAGAGGCCGAGGGCAGGGGCUCAGCAAAACACGUUUACUCAAAGUCAAGGAUUCUGUCGAAGCACAGAAAGGACUUGAGGAGGAAGAAAGAGAAAGGAUGCAGGAAGAGAUUGACUCCUUGAAGAUCUCUUCUUCACUAUGUCAAGAGGAACUAGCCAAAGCUCGACAAGAAACUGAGGAGACUCAACAGACCUGUCAGCAACUCGAGAAGGAUUUGAAAAUUUUUAAAGAGCAAGAACAAAUCCGCGAGCAACAGCGAUUGAAGGUGGUGUCAGACCUCUUAAUUGCAGUUGCCAGGAGUGAAAGACAAGAGGCCAGAGUAAAAGUCAGACAAGAUGUAGCCCGACUUGGUGGUAUAGGGGUCAUGAGGGCCGGAACGGUGAUUUCAGAGGUAUGGGAAGAUGGUCAAGCACCGAAGGACAUACAAGCCCGACUUAGGUCCUUACUCGAGCAAAAGACAGCUAUUGAAAAGCAUAAGAAAUUGCUGAAGAGGCGCCAGAGUGAAAAACUCGAAUCAAGCGUUGGAGAGGCAGGUAUGUCCGAAGAAGAGUUUUUGGCUAUGGAGGAAGUCUACCGAACACGUCUCGUUUCUAUCAGAAGGGAGGAAGAAGUGACAGUGAGGGACAAGGAUAGAUACGAGCACGAGAAAGCAUGCCACAUUCGUGAAAUGAAGCGUAUAAGAGAUGAAGAUGGAUCGCGCUUCAAUCACUUCCCGAUAUUGAAUAAUCGUUACGCGCUGCUUAAUCUACUUGGAAAGGGUGGAUUCAGUGAGGUCUACAAGGCUUAUGAUCUGGUUGACUACAAGUACGUUGCGUGCAAAUUGCAUGGCCUUAACGCUCAGUGGGGGGAAGAAAAGAAGAGGAGCUACGUCCGCCAUGCAGUUCGAGAGUACAACAUCCACAAGGGCCUUAUUCAUAGUCAUAUCGUUCGACUUUGGGACAUUUUCGAAAUUGACGCCAAUACUUUUUGUACAGUCCUUGAAUACUGUAGUGGUAAAGAUCUUGACGCAACCCUUAAGGCAACUCCAAGUCUACCAGAAAGAGACGCGCGUAGCAUUUUGGUCCAAAUUUUUUCGGGUCUCGUUUAUCUUAAUAGACGACCGCAGAGAAUUAUACAUUAUGAUCUUAAGCCAGGCAAUGUCCUGUUCGAUGAGGUGGGAGUCGCGAAGAUGACUGACUUUGGGCUCAGCAAGAUAGUGGAAGAUGAAGUUGGCUCACAAGGAAUGGAACUCACCUCGCAGGGUGCAGGCACUUAUUGGUACCUACCUCCAGAGUGUUUUGAGGUGCACAAGGUCCCUUUAAUAUCUUCUAAGGUUGAUGUCUGGUCAGCCGGAGUGCUUUUCUACCAGAUGCUUUUUGGUCGACGUCCUUUCGGGCAUGAUCAAACUCAGGAAAGAAUAUUGCGGGAAGAUACCAUUGUCAAGGCUCACAAAGUGGAAUUUCCACCCAAACCAGCAGUCACUUCUGAAGCCAAGGACUUUAUCCGCCGCUGUCUUACGUACAAUCAGGCAGAAAGGCCGGAUGUGUUGACUGCUGCCCAAGAUCCUUACUUGUCAUACGUAAAGCGUAAGCCCUGAUGCAACGUUUCUGUCUUCCGUCUUGAUACAACGACUUCGGUAUGCCCUCGUGUUUUGGUAUCUCGGCCCGUAUCGAGAUUACGCUAUGAACCCUGGAUCCGAAAAGGGUUUCAAAGCGUGUGUGAUACCAGUUCCCAGAUCUAAUUGAGGCACAUAUGCUGGUGAGGCCCCUUCAGCCGGAUAUGUACUAUUCAGCCAUUUUUGUACUAUUCACUCAUUGACCUCGGUUCAAUUCUCCAGAGCAAUGAUAUAAUUCAUGUCUGCACCGAAGUGAUUAGUGCUAGUAGAUCUGUCGUCGAGACCUGAGACUGUCCCCUUGUCGACGUACUUCACGUCAGCUGUGCUGAAGUAGACGAGAGCAUAAAUGUAGACUGGCACUUCUCUUGAGUCACUUUUGUAAAUAGGUCUCUUCUCAACAAGGGAACACAGAUCGUCACGAAGAUUUGAAUUCCUCUCAGCUAUAAGAAACGCUAUAGGUCAAGGUCAAGCAGAUUUAGAUUUGAGUCAAUCAAAGUAGCGUUCGGUGAAAUUUUGUAAAUUAUCAAUCUAUUCUACAUUCACGUUGAUUUCAGAGUCUAUUUGC